UUUCAGUGGUGUCUGGUUGCUGCUGAAGUUCAAACAUAAUACGUAAAAAUGACCAAGCUGCAGCUUCUGCACCGCGCGCUGAACGAGCGUCUGAUGGCGGCGGUGGAGCAGAUCAUGGAGAUGGUCGGCUGUACGGUGCUGGAGUACGAAGAGGAGACGGUUCGGGUGCGGAAAGAAAACGAGGUUCUGAGACGGAGGCUCCGAUGGAUGGAGGGCGCAAAUCCAGCGGAUUGGCAAGGCCCAUCAGAACCUGUUUUGUUUACCACCCUGGAUAAGUCCAAUCCAUCCCAGCAAGAGGAGAGUACUGUCAGCUUUAGAUUUGAACUGCAAUCAGAAGAUCUUGUGAUCAAAACGGAGUCCAAUGAUCACCCAUUGAAUGUUAGACCUGAAAGCAGCCUUGCCACAUUACCUCAAAGCACUGAUCAGGGAUCUGCCAUAGUUGGGACGAGUGCUGGUAUUAACUUUAGCCUGACAGACGGCAUGACCUGGGACUCCAACCAAAGUUACAUGGCCCCUCUGGACUUUGAUCCAACUUCAAACAGCAGAGUCAUGAGUUGGAAAGAGGGUUCCAGAAGACAAAGGAUGUCCUUUGCCUGUCCAGAUUGUGGUAAAGUCUUUGGAAGUAAACAGAGGCUGAUGUUUCAUAUGCGCAUCCAUUCCACCGAGAGGCCGUAUGCGUACCGCAGGCGCAAAGCAUGCUUCUACGGUGACAAAAAAAAAAGAAAGAAUAAACUGCCUGGUCUCUCACAGCUAUCAAGAAAAAUUGGGGAUGAUCUGUCAGAUGGGUCUGAGCAAACGAACGGGAGUAGUGCAUUAGCUGAACAUCUGGCUAUUACAGGGCCAGAACAAGACCAAGACAGCCCAACUACCGAAAGUGACACUAGUACUGAUAAAGAUCCAGAGAACAGUACUGCCAACCCUGUGCAUCUUGUACACCAACAAAAAGGAAAAAAGCGAAUGCCUUGUUGCCCUCAUUGCAGUCGGGUGUUUAUACAGCCCGGUCGGUUAGCAGCGCACAUAAAGAGACAUUUGAUGGAAGCAAGGAGACAUCCUGUGAAACUCCCAAACACACAUUCAAGGAAUGAGAUGGUGGAUGAGAAGAGGAAACUACCCAAGAAGCAAAGGAUCGGAAAUGAUGCUGUGGUGAAGGACAAAGCAAAAAGGCUUAAGAAGAACAUGCCAGGCCAGAAUAAGCUGUCCAAAGGAAAAACAAAGGAGGCAGACCCUAAAAACAGUGGAAGUACAAAAGUACAUAGUACGAAAAGUGUGAAAGUUCAAAUGAAAAUAUUUCCCUGCCCUCAUUGCGAUAAAGUGUUUUCUCGUGAAGGAUGGCUGGGGCCACACAUUCAGAUGCGUCACUUUAAAGAGAAUAGUAUUAGUUACUUUGAUAGCUUGCCUAGCAGUGGCCUGAGGAAGACACGGCGACCCUUGGACAAGGGCACACCUGAUGCAGAGGGAAUAUCUAAGGAGUCAAAACAAGAAAAUAAAUCCAACCUGAUCGUUAGUGUGCCCAAACUAAAUAUAAAUGAGGCAGUACCGAGUACAGAUGGAAAUAAAAUAGUAACAGAGUCAAAGAGAGCUCCCGAGGAAUCAAAAAAAGAUGCCUCAGACUUUGAAAGAGAAACAUCAGGUGCUGAAAGUCAGAUGAACACGUUUCCUUGUGAAUUAUGUAACAAAACAUUUCUGAGGAAAUGGAGGCUGAAGAAGCACAAGAGGACGCAUAUAGCACAAAAUCUACUACUGCACAGAAGAAGAAAACGAAUGUUGAUGGAUGAGGAAAAUCUAAUGAAUACUGAGCUUAAGCAACAAAAACAAGAAAGCAGAGAAGCAAAGAAACCGAGUGAGGAGGAGGAAACGCUUGAUGUCAAGGGGUCAACAAAUAAUACACAGCCAAUUAAAACGCAAUCAAUGGAAGAUGCUGAAAUGAUGGUAAAGAACAAGUCUGGCUGUUGUGUCUGUAAAUAUUGUGGCAAAAUCUAUACCCGUAUGAAGUGGUUGAAGAAGCACAUAAGUGGACAUCGAAAUGAAAAGCUUGUUGCCAGAAAUGAACAGUCUGAAACUGAUAAGAUGCAGAGCAAUGAAGGAAACACCAAUAAACCGAGCAGCAAAUCCAGAGGUCAAGGAUCAUUUCCCUGCCCAUUUUGUGACAAAGUUUUCACUAGAGAAAUGCGGUUGUUGAUGCAUAUGCAGAUUCAUUCUGGUGAGAAACCGUACUCCUAUCGGCAGCGGAAGGCACAGUUUUAUGGUGACGUGCGUUGCAGACUCCCGAGAAUCCAUAAUCAUGAGGUUUCCACAAUUCUGCCAUUAAGUGGAAACAGGGAUGAGUCUAAAGAAUCUGCGGGUGAAGAAACUAUAAAUGAGGACAAAUCUGCACAUCUGAGCACCAGUGCAACUGAUCCAGUAUCUCAAGAUCUCUGUCAACCAGAGUCUGCACUGCAGGCCUGUACUGGCAGCCUCCUACCUCAGACAGUUACUGGGCAGCCUAAUCAAAGAACCGAAUCAGAGUUGGCCAGUGAUGUCAUAAGCCACAUCAAUUUGCAGCCCAGGAUUGUUCUAGAACCCAUUAUGACUGAAUGCAAGUACUUGAGCACAGUGUCUGGGGUAGGUGAUGUCAAAGCAGACAGUUCUGAAAGAAGUGGCUUUGAUCUUGAACAAACCUCAUGUCCAGCAUUGAUUGAUGAUGAAAUGGGUGAUGUUAUGAAUGAUCAAAUUCCGGGUUACAAGCCUGGUGUAAGCUACGAUGGUAUUUCUGAGACAGACAUUGUCUGUGUGGAGGUUGGAACCCUACAGAAGGUAUCUCAAUCAGAAGUAGAGCUUAACAACUCAGUAGUCCCAAAGGCCACUGAAUCCUCUGUGGGUAAUAACACAAAGAGACCACAAAAAGUGGUUUCAGAGAACAAGAUGCAAGUGAUAGUAAUAGAUGAUGAACCAGAACAGUCAUCAACCCAAACAAGCAGCUUGGAAUCAGCCAGUUCAGAGCCAAUAACUGCUACUAAAAAUGCCCUGUCUGGAUGCGGAAAGACUAAUUGGGAUUGUGAAGAGAUCUCUGCUAUGAAGUUAUCUGUUAUGGAACCAACUCCAGUUUUAGAGUCUACGGUCAGAGAAACCACUUCUGGUGCCAUGCAGAAAAACAUUGAGCCAGAUCUUUUUGUUGUCCUCUCAGACAGUGAAGAUGAUGUUGUUGAUAUGUUGAGUCCCUCUAAAAGUUUAGAUAAAAAGAAAACUGCCUCAGUGGCUAGCAUAUCAAAAGAACAUUUGGAUGCUAGCAGAACUGUCAUUCCUGAAUCAGUGAUGAAGGCUCCAAAUAAGAACUCCCAAAUUCCAGUUCCAGCUGCAAAGGAAUCCAUAACGAAAGAUCCUACAGCUAUUGACAGUGCCUCACAACAAACUGAUUCUGAUGCUGACUCUGAUGUUGAGUUUGUACCUAAUGAAAGAAAUGAUCAGAGUAUCUCUAAUGACCUACUCCUCAGAGACCAGAUGACCUCUGCUGGCAUCAAACAAACAGAGGACCUCUCCAUGACUCAGAGGAAGGAGAUGAAAAUAACUGGUUUGAUAUUUGCUGGCCAAGAAUCUCUAUCGCAGCAUAUGCAAGGUCAUACUGAUAAGAAAAUGCUAGACAUGAAGAUUGUCUUUGGUGAUGAGAGAAAAAAUAAGAAACGAGGUGUAAACGAACAGUCAUUCACAGACAAGGAUGCAUUCUGUUCAAGCUCAUUUGAAAAAGCUCCAGAGGGCCCUGAAUGCCAAACCAAUUCAAGUGAUGAAACGUCCAGAUUGUUCAAGAUAUAUUACUGCAUUUACUGCAAGAAACCACAUUAUAGAAUGAUUGCACAUCUCCAGUCUGCUCAUCCUAGUGAACCAGAGGUUGCAAAAGCUCUUAGCUUUGACAAGAGCUCAAAAGAAAGGAGACAGCUCUUGAGUCUUCUCCAAACCAAGGGAAAAGUUCUACGCAACACAAAUGUGGUUAAAAAUUGUAAUCAAGCUGUAAAACCGUUUGCAGUAUCUAGCUCAUUUGACGACCGUGUUAAUUGUAUCGACUGUUUAGGGUUAUUUAGCAAGAAGUCUUUUGAUACACAUUUAGAGCAGUGCCAGGGCAAAUGUCCUCAAAAUGCUGAGACUAGCGGUAAUGAAAUGACUCCCACUACUGAAAUAAAGGCUGAUCACGAAUCAACAAACUGCUCAAAUGAAGAAGUAAGUCUCUCACAGUGUAAUGUUGAUCAAGAACCAACAUCAGAGAUCAGCUGCAACACAGCUUACCCAAACCGUGACUGCAUCCUCAGAAGUCCUGGUAAUGAUUUCAGCCCACCUCAGAAUGCCCAAACGGUGUGUGAUGUCCCAAGUAACAGCUGUGUAAAAGCACAAACACAUGAAACGUGGAGGAGAGGGAGGAGGAGAAAGAUGACGUCCUGUCUUCAAAAUCAGACACAGAGGAAAGAGAGUUCCACUUUGAAGAAGCAGGUCACAGUAGACAAGACACAUGCUAACGUAUGACAGCCUGAAGACACUCAAAGAUCAAUAGAAAGUUUUAAUGUUAUUUUAGUGUUAUGUUUUUAAAAAAGCAACAUGUAUUGUUUGUUUUGUAAAUAUGUUUUACAGUGGAUUUAAUAGCCGUCUUAAUCUGAUAUGUUAUAUACUUUUAUGGAAUGGUUCAUUUCAGCCCUGCUGUAUUGUGUAAAUCAUACAUAGCAUAUUUUUAAAUGGUUCACAUCAUGUUCUAUCGAUGGCAUUGAAAAAAAAAAAAGCCCCCAUUUGAUUUUAUGACAUAAAAUAGUUCUUAACAAGAAUUAAAAAAAAUAAACAUUUUGGAAACGUUGCCAUAUGGCAACUAUUUAGGACAAUGGAAAGUGGUCCAAAAACAUGUUUUUCAUAAAUAAAAUAAUU
Molecule: messenger RNA, 4878 nt
Organism: Xyrauchen texanus (razorback sucker)
Lineage: Eukaryota; Metazoa; Chordata; Actinopteri; Cypriniformes; Catostomidae
Exons: 11
Coding region: 49-4488 (1479 amino acids)
Biological process (GO): regulation of transcription by RNA polymerase II
Cellular component (GO): nucleus
Molecular function (GO): DNA-binding transcription factor activity, RNA polymerase II-specific; RNA polymerase II cis-regulatory region sequence-specific DNA binding
Source: RefSeq, a predicted model, not a curated record